AUGCACCUUCAGAACGAAGAUGGACCUGAGAGACGUACAGGUUUUAACGGAAGGAAGGGUCCUGAAACGACAACUCAGUUGGGCACCGCCGACAGCUAUCUGAUCACAGUGACUCUCUUCUGUUUACUAACAGUGAUAUUUGUCAUCGGCACAGUCGGCAACGUCUACACCCUGGUAGUGAUGAGUUCGUCGGGGUUACGUAAAAGCGGCUCCAUGUUCAGUUACGUGGUGAGCCUUGCUUUGGCUGACUUACUCUACCUCUCCACCAUUCCUUUUGUCCUCUGCACGCUGGUUCUUCACGACUGGCUCUUUGGGGAGCUGGGAUGUCGGCUCUUGUUCGGCCUGGACUUCUUCAGCAUGCAGGCUAGCAUAUUCACCCUGGCCUGCAUGAGCACCGAACGCUACCGGGCCGUGACGAGGCCGCUGGAGACCUUCACGCGGACCCCACGCCGCCGCAGGCUCCACAGGGUGCUCCCCUGCGUCGUGUGGCUGGCUGCCUUCCUGCUCGCGCUGCCAAACAUGCUGAUGAUUCAUCUGAAGAGAAGCGUGCGAGACGGGACUCCAAAACGGAUGUGUCACCCCACGUGGCAGAUGGGUGCUUACCGCGCUUAUCUGACGGCCUUAUUCGGCACUUGCGUCCUGGUGCCAGGGGUGUUGAUCGGUGGGGUGUACGCCCGGUUAGCGCUCGCCUAUCGAAAGUCGCAGCGGGCUGGCGUCGUGGCAGGAGGCGACAGUCGAAAGGUUCGUGGGUCGAAGCACCGCCUGCUUUAUCUCAUCCUUGGCAUCGUGUUGGCAUACUGGGCAUGUUUCCUUCCUUUCUGGAUUUGGCAGCUUAUUAAUGUCUACUGGCCCGGUGGUGUGAGUCAGCAUGCAGCGGAAUACGUCAACGUGACGGUUACAGCGUUGGCCUAUGGCAACAGCUGUGUUAACCCAUUCCUCUACACCCUGCUCACAGAAAACUACAGAACAUACCGACAUCGCCAGAGCCGCCGACACACCGGGCCGGACAGAAAGUUCCAGGCCCAUGAGAGGGAGGCAUCACGCAGGUCAGCCUCAGUGUCAUCAGCCGGGGGCAGCGUCGCACUCACUGAGACCACCAGCACUGUGGUUCACCUUAGGGGUAUCACUGAUGCCUGUCACCUUUGA
This is a messenger RNA of Chanos chanos (milkfish), 1146 nucleotides long. RefSeq names its product urotensin-2 receptor-like. Gene Ontology annotation, biological process: regulation of blood pressure; neuropeptide signaling pathway; blood vessel diameter maintenance. Lineage: Eukaryota; Metazoa; Chordata; Actinopteri; Gonorynchiformes; Chanidae. The transcript has 2 exons. The record is from RefSeq and is a predicted model, not a curated record. Gene Ontology annotation, cellular component: plasma membrane. Gene Ontology annotation, molecular function: urotensin II receptor activity. Bases 1 to 1146 code for a protein of 381 amino acids.